AUGCUGUGGAUGAAGUGGAAGAUGGUGGUGGACUCCCUGCGUGGACGGAGAAGGAGACUGCCCUGUUUCCUCUGGUUCCUCCUGCUGUUCGCGGUUGGAGGUCUGGUUCUCUUCAUCCACCAGCAGGAUCUGUCGGACAUGGUCCAGCAACAAGUCCCAGGCAUGAUGCUUGGAAGCACUCCACGGCAGUCCAGAGAGACUCUUUCUACUCAGGAGAGAGAGAUAAGUAAAUCUGACAACCAUCCAGCAACAGAAGGCGUCUUGUCCAGCCUGGUUCCUCCAAUGCAGUUCCCACACUUUGAGAGUAACCGACAGACAGCAACCCCUGGGUCUCCAGAACAGGACAUAGACCCCCAUCAUGUCUCCAAAAGACAGCGCAAGCUGCUGAAAACAAGUCCCCAGAUCAGUCACACCUCCAAUAAUGUUUCCUCAUCCUUCAAAUCUUCCACCUCAGGCUCUUUUUGCCAUGAGAGCUGGAUAAGGCUUGUCAAACAAUUGGAGGAUCGCAAGAAACUGAUGAAGGAAAUAUGUGCUAAGUACAAAAGCAGCAUCUCCAAGACCAUCACACGGCAUCAUGUGAAAUACCUCUUUGUGGUGGACAAGUACAAGUUGUUGUACUGCCAGGUGCCCAAGGCUGGCUGUUCCAACUGGAAGAGGACUCUGAUGGUGCUUGCAGGCCAGGCCUACAACACUCAGAGUAUUAAACAUGAUACAGUCCACUAUGACCACCGCCUCAAGAAGCUCGACAGCUUUGACCAAAAGGGUAUCAUGCACCGACUGAAAACAUAUACCAAAGUCAUGUUUGUCCGAGAACCGUUGGAGAGGAUGGUGUCGGCUUAUAGGGACAAGUUUGGAAAUCCUAACAACUACUACCACUCACUCUUUGGGAAACCCAUCAUCUCCAAGUACAGGGCCAACGCGUCCUUGGAAGCACUAAGGACGGGCAAUGGGGUCACAUUCAAGGAGUUUGUCCAGUACCUUCUGGACGUCCACAGGCCCGUCGGAAUGGACAUCCACUGGGAGCAGGCCAACUCGCUUUGCAACCCUUGUCUCAUAGACUACGACUUCAUCGGAAAGUUUGAGACCAUGUAUGAGGAGUCCGACUUUUUCCUGCGAUUGAUCGGGGCACCACAGAACCUCACUCUGCCUAGUUUUAAAGACAGGAACCCAACUGAGACGAGGACCUCUACGCAGGUAGCACAAAAUUACUUCUCAGAGGUCAGUAUGAUGGAGAGACAGCGAAUCUAUGACUUCUACUACAUGGACUACUUGAUGUUUAACUACUCAAAGCCUUUUAAAGAUUUAUAUUGA
Molecule: messenger RNA, 1311 nt
Organism: Limanda limanda (common dab)
Lineage: Eukaryota; Metazoa; Chordata; Actinopteri; Pleuronectiformes; Pleuronectidae
Product: carbohydrate sulfotransferase 8-like
Exons: 3
Coding region: 1-1311 (436 amino acids)
Biological process (GO): carbohydrate biosynthetic process; proteoglycan biosynthetic process
Cellular component (GO): membrane
Molecular function (GO): sulfotransferase activity
Source: RefSeq, a predicted model, not a curated record